CAAACGCUGCCCUAAAUAUAAACAAGGACAAUGAGGAGAGCCAGCCCCUCCUUAUUUCACUCGCUGCUCUCUCUCUGAGCAGUGCUCCGAUCUUUCUAUAGCUGACAUGGGGGGCUCAUCGAAUGGCAACCAUCCCGCCGCCACAGCCAGCCGCGGUGAAGGAGGCGCAACCGUGGUGGACAAGGGUGUCGAUUUCGCCAAUUAUUUCUGCACUUACGCCUAUCUCUACCACCAAAAAGAUAUGCUCACUGACCGCGUUCGCAUGGACUCAUAUUACAAUGCUGUUUUCCAGAACAAGCAUCACUUUGCUGGAAAGGCUGUAUUGGAUGUAGGAACAGGGAGUGGUAUUCUAGCAAUAUGGUCUGCGCAAGCAGGUGCAAGAAAAGUCUAUGCAGUGGAAGCGACCAAAAUGGCUGACCAUGCCCGUGAACUAAUAAGAGCAAAUAACCUUGAGGGAGUUAUUGAAGUUAUUGAAGGAUCAAUGGAAGAUGUUAAUCUACCAGAGAAGGUUGAUGUGAUCAUAUCGGAAUGGAUGGGAUAUUUUCUUCUGCGUGAGUCAAUGUUUGACUCUGUAAUUUCUGCGCGUGAUCGAUGGCUCAAGCCUAAUGGAGUUAUGUAUCCUAGCCAUGCUAGGAUGUGGGUAGCACCUAUUCGAUCUGGAUUAGUUGAUCAAAAGAAAAGUGAUUGUGAUGGAGCCAUGAAUGAAUGGAAUCAAUUUGUGAAUGAUACUAAGAAUUAUUACGGUGUUGAUAUGGGUGUUUUAACAAAAGCCUAUAUGGAAGAGCAGAAGAAAUACUAUUUACAGACGUCACUUUGGGGCAGCCUUCAUCCCAAUCAAGUCAUUGGACAGCCUGCUAUUAUAAAGGAAAUCGAUUGUCUGACAUCAACUGUUAAGGACAUAGUCAAUCUGCGAUCAAGUUUUUCAUCAUUGAUUACUGCUGAAAAUACCAGGCUUUGUGGGUUUGGUGGAUGGUUUGACGUGCACUUUAAAGGACGUGUUGACAAUGUAGUUAAACAGGAGGUGGAGCUGACAACUGCUCCUAGUGAAGAAUUUUGUACACAUUGGGGACAGCAGGUGUUUCUAUUGCAUCCGCCCAGGAAUGUUAGCAAAGGAGACAAUCUGAUCAUCAAUUUUGGCAUGAACCGCUCUAAAGAAAACCACAGGUUGUUGGAAGUGGACUUUGACUAUGAGAUUCAGCGCUCUUCCGGGCAAUCAAGCCCCUCAUUCAGAACAAAGGUUUACAUAGAAUGAGCUCAGCAAACCUGGAAUGGCGUCUGGUAUCAUUUAUCAACUUUAUAAGUGCUUUAUCUGCUUCAGGCAAUGGAAAUGUGUGUUUUUGUUCCCUUUGCUGUUUUAUGUUUGCUAAUACCCUAAAGCUGUUGUAUUCAUAGAGUAGAGUUAGUUAGAAAAACGUCUCAUGUAUUGCAAAAGGUGUGAUAACUUUAUCUGUUUAAUUUUGAUUAUUAUUUAAUGCAUGUUUAAAAUACAGUUCUGGC
Cuscuta epithymum is the source of this 1497-nucleotide messenger RNA. The record is from the annotation of a GenBank genome assembly. NCBI's taxonomy places the organism in Eukaryota, Viridiplantae, Streptophyta, Magnoliopsida, Solanales, Convolvulaceae.